CAAAUCGUUUGGUAGACAAAUUUUUGCAAGUCAGUAAUUUAGAAAUAGUAUCUCAGUAUUGGGAAGCAGCCGGAGAACAAUUAGCCAAGUUAAUCCAAAACAUUUUUAAGGAAUUACAUGUGGGUGAAAAUCAGCCUGAGCAAGAAGUAAUUGAAAAGACUUUUAGUUAUUACCAUCCCAGUUGCGAGGUUAUUGCCAAAAAUUUGGAGGAAGAAUUUGUCAAAAGAACCAAAGGCUACCAAUUUAGCAAAAGUUUGUAUAAUUAUGAUACUUUUGAUAGUGGCAUUGAGUUUCAAUUUGCCUGUUUAGUCGACAAAACCAAAGAAUUCGAAGUAAAAGUAAAUGAUUAUGAGACUGAGUAUUUUCCAGAAGUAGAACAAAGAGCACCUAAUUGUCGAAAAAAUAAGUCUUUGCUUGAUUUAUUUUCUCCCGACUCGUUUUUAAGUUCAUAUCCAGUUUAUCAUCGGUUAGAACAAAAUUCUCAAGUCAAUGUUAUUAAUACUAUACUUCAUCAUUCAAAUCCCGCUUACAAAAAAAAAGAAACCGAGGGGAAUAUCACUCUAUCCUACAAAAUUUAUUAUUUUGAUUUAGCAACUAGCACUUCGUUCUUGUCUAAAAAAGACAAGGAAGAAUUUAAAAUCGGAAAAGUAAAGACUCGUAGUUGUGAAUUACUUUAUGGAAAGGAAAAUGAAAAAGGGCGUCACCAUGAGCAUUUUAUAAGAGAAACUGGCAAAGAAAAGCCAACCGAAAUUAAAAGUGGAGUUAUUACUUAUAGAGGUUUUAAUAAAGACAUUUGCCAUUCCUUAGACAAGAUGGGGUCUGGAUAUUUGAAAUACAAGACAUUGGAAUCUUUAGUGGAAAAUAUAGACAGUGGACACGUGAUAAAAAGAGGUAGAUUAAGAAUGUGCUUUCCGCUUGAAGUCCGGUCAACAAUUUUAUUAAUUGAUGAACCAGAAGUUUUUCUCCAUCCUUCCCUAAUCGCCAAAUCAGCAAAUCUAAUUAAAGAAGCUGCAGAAAAAGACGUCACAAUCAUCUUAACUACUCAUUCACCGUCUUUUUUGCUGCAUUUUGUUGACAGUUUAUUUGACAAAAAUAAGAAGACUGAACUGGUUGUAGUUCAAAAAGAUGAUUAUAACUUGAAAAAUCCUUUGUAUUUUCAAAACCUCAUAAAAGGAAAUGUUAACCUUCAUGAAAAUUUAGGAAGUGCUGAGAAAAGAAUAAAAAAAAACUAUGAAGAAUUUGCUGACAAGAAAAGAGAAAAUGUCAAUGACCCUGACUUUUACCCAAAUAAAUGA
Molecule: messenger RNA, 1295 nt
Organism: Funneliformis geosporum
Lineage: Eukaryota; Fungi; Glomeromycota; Glomeromycetes; Glomerales; Glomeraceae
Source: the annotation of a GenBank genome assembly